This is a messenger RNA of Symbiodinium sp. CCMP2456, 509 nucleotides long. Lineage: Eukaryota; Dinophyceae; Suessiales; Symbiodiniaceae. The record is from the annotation of a GenBank genome assembly.
AUGUCUAUCUUGAUCCACGAUGUCGUGGAUGAUGACGAGGAGGAGGAGGAGGGCAUCUUCGCGGUGAUGGCGAUGAUGCCUGCAGCCGAGAAGGGCGGCCGCGAAGUCAAGCUCUUCGUGGGCCGACUUCCUCGCGAGGUUACCCGGCCGCAGCUGCAGCAAGCCUUCCAGCCUUAUGGACCGGUCCUUGAGGUCUUCAUCAUCAGCCAGCAGGCAUCGAGCCAGCUUGGUUGCGCAUUCGUCCGGCUACCAAGCUUGGAACAGGCGCAGAGGGCUGUUCAUGAGCUUCACGACAAGCCGGUCCCUGAGAGUUCCUUCUUCAAUCCGCUGCAGGUAGCCCUGGCGAAGGGCGAGGCAGAGCGCUUAGGCUUGGGGCCGGACAUGGGGGAGGCAGGCAAAAAGCCGGACCUGCACCAGUUGGCCACCAGCGCCGGGCUGCUGCCUGUCCGGACCCUGGUGGACCUGGUUAAGGAGGGGCAGCGGAAAUCCGCGGGCUUCAAGCAGAGGUG